CCUAUCACAUUCUUGAAGAAAGGCAGGUAGUUAGGUUCCAACUAAAAGUCAAAACUGAUGGACUAUAAAAAAAGAGUGACCUCAAGAAUCAGUAGAGCCCCUGAUAGUCGACUAAACAUAAGGGAUGUGGUCUGAGGCAGUGGCAAUAUUGGGGAUUGGCAUUGUGAUAUGGGCAUAUCAGGCCAUAAGGCCUCCCCCUCCAAAGAUCUGUGGGUCGAAAAAUGGUCCUCCUGUGACUUCACCUAGAAUCAAGCUUAGUGAUGGAAGGCAUUUGGCUUACAGGGAAAGAGGUGUUGCUAGAGAAAAUGCGAAGUACAGAGUUAUUGUUGUUCAUGGCUUUGACAGCUCCAAGGACAUCUACUUGCCACUCUCUCAGGAACUGAUAGAUGAGCUGGGAAUAUACAUUCUGACAUUUGACAGAGCUGGGUAUGGAGACAGUGAUCCUAACCCGAAUCGCUCAGUGAAGAGCGAAGUGUUUGAUGUUCAAGAACUUGCUGAUCGGUUGCAGUUAGGAGAGAAAUUUUAUUUGAUUGGAGUCUCCAUUGGGACAUACACCGCCUGGGGUUGUCUCAAAUACAUACCACACAGGCUAGCUGGUGUUGGUCUAAUAGUUCCAGUCAUAAAUUUCUGGUGGCCUUCUUUUCCAUCUGAACUCUCUGCAGAGGAGUACAAGAAACAACCUAAGAAGGACCAAUGGAAACUUCGUAUCGCACACUAUGCCCCUGCACUAUUAUACUCUUGGAUGUCCCAGAAAUGGUUUCCUUCAUGUUCAAUCAUGGCUAGAGAUCCAGUAAUUUUCACCAAACGCGACUUUGAAAUCUUAAAGAAAAUGUUACAAGUUCCCAAUCCUAAUGAGCAUAAGAUACGACAGCAAGGUGAACACGAGUCCCUCUACCGCGACUUGAUGGUGGGUUUUGGCAGUUGGGAAUUUGAUCCAAUGGAACUGAAAAGUCCAUUUCCUAACAAUGAGGGCAGUGUCCAGCUAUGGCAAGGUUGUCUAGACACUCUGGUGCCAUCUCAAAUGCAGAGAUAUGUCGCGAAGAAGCUGCCUUGGAUUCGGUAUUAUGAAGUUCCUGAUGGUGGACACUUGAUCGUCCAUGAUAAUGGUUUAUGUGAAACCAUGUUCAAGGCACUGCUGCUCAGAGAAGAACCCACUAUAGUGUAGAUUUGAUCAGAUGAUAUGGUGUCUCUAAGUUUGAAAUUUGCAACUUGUUUAUCAUCUAUGAGUGUGUGUUUGUGUGUUUUUGCUAGUAAUGGAAGUCUGUUGCACUAAUACUAACGAGUGGACAACUAAUAUGAAUGAGAAAGGACUGCAUUAGUAUGAAACUAUUGAUCAAAUGGAAUGAAAGUAUAUGCUCGGUUCAACAAAUACAAAUCAAUCUUCAUUUAUUUUUUAUUUUUUUAUUUUUAUUUUCUAAUCAUCCUUAAGCCAUUAUGAAUCAAACUGCUCAAAUUUUCAAAUUCAUGUAGGUGAGUAUAAAUUGUGGUUAUUGAGAAAACAAAAGCAGUGCUCACUAUUGGCAUUUUUUCUCUUUGUUCUAAAGAAGAUCCUCCUAUUUUUCUUACCAUUUAUUCACAUUUUAGCAAAUCAAGAAUUUGAAUCUUGGAGGAUGUUUUUCACAAGUUCAAGUCAAAAAAAAAAAAAAAAAUAGAA
Cornus florida is the source of this 1654-nucleotide messenger RNA. RefSeq lists its product as uncharacterized. The record is from RefSeq and is a predicted model, not a curated record. Bases 125 to 1165 code for a protein of 346 amino acids. The transcript is spliced from 5 exons. NCBI's taxonomy places the organism in Eukaryota, Viridiplantae, Streptophyta, Magnoliopsida, Cornales, Cornaceae.